Cucurbita moschata (crookneck pumpkin) is the source of this 1756-nucleotide messenger RNA. RefSeq names its product glutamate dehydrogenase 1. Lineage: Eukaryota; Viridiplantae; Streptophyta; Magnoliopsida; Cucurbitales; Cucurbitaceae. The coding region runs from base 189 to 1424 and encodes 411 amino acids. Gene Ontology annotation, molecular function: L-glutamate dehydrogenase (NAD+) activity. Gene Ontology annotation, cellular component: mitochondrion. The transcript is spliced from 9 exons. The record is from RefSeq and is a predicted model, not a curated record. Gene Ontology annotation, biological process: L-glutamate catabolic process.
ACUGUUCUGAUCUUCUUCUGUAUUUCACCUUUUUCCAGCACAUUUCCUUUCUGUGUAGGCUUAGCUUCAGCUCUUCCAUUUUUGUCUCUCCCUAUCUCUAAAGCUAAAUAACUCAAAUCCCACUGUGUUUGUUUUUCUUGGAGAUAACACUCAGAGAAGCUGCGGAUUACUCUUUCGAGAAUACGACCAUGAACGCACUAGCAGCAACAAACAGAAACUUCAAGCUUGCUGCUAGACUUCUCGGUCUCGACUCAAAGCUCGAAAAGAGCUUGCUCAUUCCAUUUAGAGAAAUCAAGGUUGAGUGUACCAUACCCAAAGAUAAUGGCACAUUGGCAUCCUUUGUUGGUUUCAGGGUCCAGCAUGACAAUGCAAGAGGCCCCAUGAAGGGAGGGAUCAGAUAUCACCCAGAGGUUGACCCUGAUGAGGUAAAUGCUUUGGCACAAUUGAUGACGUGGAAGACAGCGGUCGCAAAUAUACCAUACGGUGGAGCGAAGGGCGGGAUAGGAUGUGAUCCUGGAGAAUUAAGUCUAUCGGAGCUGGAACGUCUUACCAGAGUUUUCACUCAAAAGAUACAUGAUCUUGUUGGUGUCCACACUGAUGUUCCAGCACCAGAUAUGGGAACGGGUCCACAGACAAUGGCAUGGAUCCUAGAUGAGUAUUCCAAGUUUCAUGGCUACUCACCAGCGAUCGUAACAGGGAAACCUAUCGAUCUGGGUGGAUCUCUGGGCAGAGAUGCAGCAACAGGGCGAGGCGUGUUGUAUGCAACAGAGGCCUUAUUAAAUGAGUAUGGAAAGAGCAUAUCUGGUCAAAGAUUUGUCAUUCAGGGUUUCGGCAAUGUGGGGUCGUGGGCAGCACGACUGAUCAAUGAAAAUGGAGGAAAGAUCGUAGCAAUAAGCGAUGUGACAGGAGCAAUAAAGAAUGACAAUGGGAUAGAUAUUCCAAGCUUACUAAAAUAUGCAAAAGAACACAAAGGUGUGAAAGGUUUUGAUGGGGGAAAUCCAAUUGAUCCCCAGUCUAUUUUGGUUGAAGACUGUGACAUAUUGAUACCAGCAGCCCUUGGAGGCGUCAUCAACAAGGAAAAUGCCAAUGAAAUCAAAGCUAAGUUCAUAAUAGAAGCAGCCAAUCACCCAGCAGACCCAGAGGCCGAUGAGAUAUUAGCAAGAAAAGGAGUUGUUAUUCUACCAGAUAUUUAUGCAAAUUCAGGGGGAGUUACAGUUAGCUACUUCGAGUGGGUUCAGAACAUCCAAGGUUUCAUGUGGGAGGAAGAGAAGGUAAAUAAUGAGCUGAAGACUUACAUGACGAAGGGCUUCAAAGAUGUGAAGGAGAUGUGCAAGACCCAUAAUUGUGACCUCCGCAUGGGAGCUUUUACACUUGGAGUCAACCGAGUCGCCAGAGCCACUGUGUUGAGGGGUUGGGAAGCCUAAGCAACUGCUUCUCUUAGGUCUGAAUAAAUGGGGAGAUGCUCCACUCCCUCACCUUAGUGCUGCUUCCUUUCCUGCUGUCCUGCAUACAACGACCACUUUUUCAUAGCGUUAGUUACUUUUAUUGGACAAGCAUGCAAGAACUACCAUCUCAGCUCUAAAAAAUGCCAAAUAAAUGGCGUAGUUUUGCUUCCUCCUGAUACCUAUUGAUAGGAGAUUUAAGGAUUGAUUUCGGAUGAGAGGAGUCCUCUCUAGGCUUCAGCCAUUCACUUGGCUUACCAACUUCUUGACAGUAAAAGAAAUGAGAACAGUUUUCAAACAGUACUGUAGAACUA